Molecule: messenger RNA, 2290 nt
Organism: Schizophyllum commune H4-8
Lineage: Eukaryota; Fungi; Basidiomycota; Agaricomycetes; Agaricales; Schizophyllaceae
Exons: 3
Coding region: 42-1937 (631 amino acids)
Molecular function (GO): protein binding
Source: RefSeq, a predicted model, not a curated record
CUUGCUCCCAACACCCACCAUCGCCCUACCCGUCUUGAGCGAUGGUCUACCAGCCCCGACAACAGUACCACUUGUUCUCGCUUCCUGCUGAGCUGCUCGCUAGCCUCACGCCGCGAACUCUGAUCAAUCAACCUUCAGUGCAAGAACCGACUCCCCCGCCUACUCCCCCUCCCACAGUCACCGAUAACUCCUCCCGAGCAUGCAACAUAUGUCUUGCAGCAUCCUUCGCCAACGUCGACGAUCAGCGAGCGCACUUUCGAUCCGAUUGGCAUCGAUACAACGUAAAAGCGCGUCUAAACGGAAGCAAGGCUGUCUCUGAGGCAGAAUUUGCGUCUAUGCUCGAUCGCUUGGAAGACUCGCUAUCUGGGUCUGAAUCCUCAUCGGACGGUGAAGGCUCUGAAUCAGACGCGGUCAACACUCUCGUGAACAGGACGAAACGCCUUCAUACGAGACCCGAAUCUCCGUCAGACGAUACCCCCACUGCCCCGCGCCAGGCUAUCACUUGGUUCCAUUCCCCUCCAUCCACGCAAAUAGGCGUCUACCGAGCAAUAUUCGCCGCCAAGGACGACACCCCCUCCGCACAACUAGAUGAACUAAAGGAACUUCAAGUCUCCCCAUCAGAAGGCCGCCGAUGGGCCAUGUUCAUGGUCGCAGGGGGUCACUUCGCCGCCGCCAUCGUGCGCGUCAGCUCCCCGCCGGAGGACGAGGAAGCGGAAGACGCUACCGCAAGGAAGAAAAAGAAGCUCAAGCAGCCAAAGCCGGACACGGAGGUGCUCAGGCAUAAGACGUUCCACCGUUACACUACACGCAGGAAGCAGGGUGGCUCGCAAAGCCUGAAUGACAAUGCCAAGUCGAAAGCAGUCAGUGCCGGUGCGAUGCUACGUCGAUACGGCGAGCAGGCUCUACGCGACGAUAUCCGUGGUCUCAUCGACGAGUGGGCAGAAGACAUCGCUGCCUGCGAGCGCAUCUGGAUCCGCGCCUCUACGUCCAAUCGCAAGAUCUUCCUCGACUAUGAGGGCGCACUUAUCGACAAGGGAGAUGCUCGCCUCCGCACCUUCCCCUUUCCAACUCGCCGCCCCACACAGGCAGAGAUUGCCCGCUGCCUUCAGGAGCUCGUUCGCGUCAAGAUCUCCCACUUCACCGAAGAAGAGCUCCAGGCGCAAGACGAAGCAGCCCGCCCUAAGCCCCGGCCAGUCGCACAAGCACCCAUCGCCCCACCACCCGCCGAGAAACCCAAAGCGCCGAAGCUCUCCUCCGAAGAGGAGGCCCUCCGCGACAAGUGGGCCCGCCUCCUCGACAUGGUCACCCGCGGGCGCCUCGAGCCGCUGCAAUCCUUCUUCGCUCGCGAGGGCGUCGCCCUCGGUGGCCCCGACGCACCCAUCCCCGCCUGGGCCCCCGAGUCGCGCACCGCGCGCACGCUGCUGCAGCUCGCCACGCGCGAGGGCCAGGUCGACGUCGUGCGCUGGCUGCUCGAGGGCGCGGGCGCGGACCCCACCGUCCCCGACGCCGACAACCGCACGGCAUACGACCUCGCGCGCACGCGCGAGGUGCGCGACGUCUUCCGCCGCGCGGCGGGGGACAUGCCCGAGCGGUGGGACUGGCUGGGCGCGGGGCACGUGCCGAGCGCGCUGACGCGGGACGCGGAGGACGCGCGGGAGGAGAAGAAGAAGAUGCGGCGGAAGGGGCUGAAGGAGAAGAUCAAGGAGCGGGAGGCGCGGGAGAAGGAGAGGGGCGGGACGCCGGAGCCUGAGCCUGAGCCUGAUCGGGUGGUGGAGCCUGUGCGUGCUGAGCCGAAGGCGGGACCACGGAAGCUGGGUGGAACGGCGGGUGCGGUUGAGGGAGUAGCUGGGUUAACGCCGGAGAUGCGCGCCAAGGUCGAGCGCGAACGAAGGGCUAGGGCAGCAGAGGCGCGACUGAAAGGCAUAGCAGGUCGAUAGACAGUCUUCAAAUUGAAGUCGAGCAUCAAUGCAUGCUAUGGCCUGAAACCUGCCCGCAGGUAUCAGGAGCAAACCAGUCAAUCAGAAUUUCCUGAAUACCGUGACGGGCUUAUGGAUGAGGUAUUCGAUCCCACCAGCACUGUACCCUUCAUCAAGACGCGGUCGUGCUUUCUCCUGCAGCUCCGCGAGCGUCGUGCGCGUCAGCUCCAUGCGCGCAGAGCUCCCGCUUGAGCUGAUUGAUGCAAAGACGGGAAUGAUGUCCUCAUUCUCUGCCGCCAGCUCGCCUCGCCGCGCGUUGACGAUGGCCUUUGGGACAACGUCCUUAACGUUGAUGACGAGCUCGACCGCGGGGC